Molecule: messenger RNA, 1213 nt
Organism: Culex quinquefasciatus (southern house mosquito)
Lineage: Eukaryota; Metazoa; Arthropoda; Insecta; Diptera; Culicidae
Product: zinc finger protein 551
Exons: 2
Coding region: 97-1113 (338 amino acids)
Biological process (GO): regulation of transcription by RNA polymerase II
Cellular component (GO): nucleus
Molecular function (GO): DNA-binding transcription factor activity, RNA polymerase II-specific; zinc ion binding; RNA polymerase II transcription regulatory region sequence-specific DNA binding
Source: RefSeq, a predicted model, not a curated record
GACAUCAACACAAAAUCAGCUGAUUGUGUUUGGAAUCGCGUUUUUCGGAAGUUUCUUCGCGAUUUUUCAAAGAUUUUAAAUUAAAAUUAACUUAAAAUGAGUAAUAUUAUAGAGAUAUCGCCAGAUUUUGACUCCGUUUGUCGAUGUUGCUUAAAAUCCGAAGAAUUAGUUGAAAUUUAUCGCGAUGGCACCGAUUUAAACCCGGUUCUAGAAGAAGUGAUUUUGCCAAACUAUAUUCCCGUAAAAGUGGACGAUUUAUUUCCGAACUAUUUGUGCACAAACUGUCUAGACUGCCUCCGGCAGUGGCAUCGGUUCCGUAGUAAAUGUGAAGAAUCUAGUCGGAUCUUGGAAGGGUUGUUGAACGAAUGCCAGCUUGAGAUUCUCGAAGAUCCGGAUUCGUUAGAAGAAGAAAUCGAAGAAAAAGAUGUUAAAAUUGAGGAAGUCUUUCUUGAUGAGGAGCUGGACAGCAUUGCAGACCACAUUUCCGACUCGCCCGAUGGAGAUCAUGACGAAGAGCCCUCGAAACCAAACUCCACCUCCCGGAAGUGUCCAAUUUGCAACAUCCCAGUGCCCCGCGGUCUAAAGGAGCACCUCCUAACACACGAAGAUCCAACGGGGCGCCCAUUUCGGUGCGACCAGUGUGAUAAAAGCUACUGCCGGAGCGCCAACUUGCGACUCCAUCGCGAAAAGGAACAUCUCCAGAUUCGAUACCCCUGCCCGGUCUGCGGAAAGGUCUUCACCACCAAGGACAUUUUGGCAGUGCACCAGAAGUUGCACGAUUCGAACCGCCAGUACCGGUGCGACCAGUGCGGCCAAACGUUCAACUCGAACAAGUACUUGUACAAACACCAGCAGAAGCAUCGCGGAGAGCGGAAGUUUGUUUGCUCGUACUGCGGGAAGGCGUUUAUGGUUGGGGAAUACCUCAAGAAUCACCUGCGGAUUCACACCGGAGAGAAACCGUAUCCUUGCAAGCAGUGUGGCAAAUCGUUUCGCAUUUCGAACCAGCUGAGGCAGCACAUGCGAACGCAUUUGCCCAAGGGGGAACGUGUUGCGUCCGGGAAGGAGUGGAGCGUGGACGAUUCGAAGCAGGAAGUUGACGAUGAUGAGCUGUAGAGGAGCGUUGUUUGUUUUGAUUAAACUUUCUUCUGUGAAUCCAAAACAAUCUCCCGGGGUGAUUAUUCAACACGAUCGCCCCCUCUUCAAAUCAACUCAG